UUGCAUAGCUCUCUUUUUCACGGAAAGCCAGUAGCAGGGAGGGGGCACUGAUCUUAGUAACUAUUCACCUUCUGACAUCAGAAACCUCCGAUGCAACACACAAGACUGCUGUCGCGAAAUCCCUGAUCACGAACAUGAAGCUCCUUCCCCUCCUCACAGCUGCGACCUGCUUCACGCCCCCAGCUCCCUCAUUCUUUGUACCACAAGUGAUGAAGUUUUUUUUCCAGAUCACAUGAGCCAGGAUGAAGGGGAAAAUCCUGCCAGGAACAGAGAUGGGCUGCGACCUGAACCUGAUCAAGGGGAGAUACAGACCAGUACCCUGAGAGCUAUAUAAGAAGGUGCUUGGCACAAGAGCAAACACUUUUUCAGAUGAAAGACUCCUAUGAAUCAGCCAUGCAUGUGAAUGAAGACACCGUUUCAAGGAGGCUUGGAGCCACUAACAAAACUUUUUUGUAUUUCAUCAUCGCUACCCUUGUUGCAUUACUCAUCUUUGCGUUAGCCACCAUCAUGGUCUUAGUUAUCCGGAGGACGGCAGCUGAUCCUGCCACAGAGGGCAGCACAGAACGGAUCCGCAAAGGGAACACCUCCGAAGACUAUUUAAGAAUCCUACAGAAUGUCCCGGCCAAGGGAGCCGCUGCGUACAUGAGAGUGUCAAAUUCAGUAAACAGCUCGAAGCUGAGCUUGGCUGGGAAGGGUAUAUGUGACAACAUCCAGUGCAAGAGCGAGGAGCUGGUGAUCCGUGAAGAGGGCCUCUACCUGAUCUACUGCCACCUCAACCUCCGCUUUGCCAACUGUUCCCACAGCCCCACAGACCUCAAGAUAGAGCUCCUCGUCAACGACGAAGUCAACAGGCAGACGUUAUCCACGUGGUGUGCAUCAGACUCGUGCCAAGAAAAGAACUUUAAGACCUUGUUCCAGCUCCACUUGACGUACUUGAACGUGGAGGACCGGAUAUCAGUAACACUCAGCCAUCCUAAAUUCCUGAAUGAAAUUCACCUUCCCAAUGAUAACGUGCUUGGGGUCUUGAGGUACAGCGAUGAGAUGUGAGGAGCCCUCUGACUCCCCACUGCUGCACAGACUUUCUCUGUCUUCCUCUGAUGACAGCAGCCUGCUUUUACUAGGCUACAUCUUGUUUUACGUUUCCUAUCUCACCUCAUUGCUAGGGUAAAUGAGGAACCUUGUGUCCCAGAACGAAAUCUUAAAACACUGCAAUACCCACACCUGGCGGAUGUCAGGUUGCUCUGGUUUGGUCGCGGUAGGGUUGCUGUUGGAUAGCAGAUCCAGCAGCACAGAUGUGGCAGCGGAUCCUCCAAGCAAUGCAGUGCAAACACAGCCCGAAAUGCAACCAGAUAAUGGGAAGAGCACACAUUAUCAAGACUUCUUGGCUAAAGCACUGCUGGCAGAUUGCCUGUGCUCAGGAGACGGGGGAAAUCCUUUUGAUCUGAAUUUUAUGGAACAGUGUUUUGACACGGUCGUUCCAAAAAACCUAACAACCAACGCUUGUAAUUAAGGCUUUCUUUUCAACUGGAGCAUGCAACCACAACUCUGGAGUGAGUUUAUGGAUAGAUCAUACUAAGGAAAGAGGAAAUUGCUGACUCCCAGGCUGAUAGCUAAAACUCUGGGUUUUAGAGUGAAGGAGACUGGGGACUCACCAAACGUUUCUGUGCUGCAUUCUGCCACAAACUUUAUGCAGUUUAGUUCCAAGUGUUUUCCUUUUCACUAUUUAUCCAUCUUCUCUAUUUAAAAUUAAGCUCUUCGGGGCAGAGCCUUUGUACAUGCACCGUGUUCAGCCUCUGUUCUCACCUGGAACUUCUAGGCCUUUCCAUAAUUAAUAUUAAAAAAUGAUCUUCUUGUGCCACGUGACAAAAGAGUUUGUUAUGAUACUUUUCCCCCAAAUUGUGCCCUGCCUGUUUGGCAGUUCCCUGAGUGAUACGACAGCACAGUGCUGUGUAAACACAUCCCAACAUCUGAACUGUUGGAAAAUCCAAGAUUUAGAUCGGAGGUUCCAACUUUCCCAAGGAUGAUUUCAGAGCUGGCCCUCAGCUACCAGCUGUGGCAUUCAGACAGUCCAGAUUUAAUUUGAUCUUUGAGUUACGACUUAAUGAAUCAUGGAAGCAACCUCAGGCCCUUGUACUCCGUGAAUUUCAGUAGCACAGGCUUUUAUUUAAAAUCUGAUUCUCACCAUGAGGGGAUGUAGGAAAAAGUUGCCAAGGAUCCAGGCUUUCAUUUUUUCCCUUUGUCACCGGGGUUCUACCGUGGCCCGUUGUUGUUGGCAUUCAGCUUUUUCCUUGGGUACUUGUUUAUCCUUCCUUUCACAUGACUAAGACUGGAUGAACUGUUCACACCAAAACUUUUAGUCAUGGAUUUAGCUUAGAAAUCAGUUUCUGGCUUCCAAAACCCCGGAAGUCUUUUAUUGUUCAGGCUUAUCUGAUGAUCAGUUUGUGUGAGCAUACUCAAAAUGCUUCUCAUGGAAGUAAUUUUUUACUUGUGAUAUUUCCUGCUACAUUCUUGAGGGUUCAAUCCAUUAACCAGGUGAUUUCAAACGUGACAAACCUUUCAAAGGGUCAGGAAUAGUCAGGCUGACUCACUGCUAUGGAUAUCUCCUUUUUGUUUUGAUAAACAUUGACGAAAACAAAAAUCCCUUCUAUUAUUAAUGACCAAAGGAAAAAAAAAAAGAAAAUGAAAUUUGUGUUUUCUUUUUUUCUUUCCACAUUAAAGAAACUUAAAAGAAUCCCCUUGACAUGUUCAUGUCAUUGUCACCUCCAUUGCCAUCACCUCACCCCUCUGGACCCAAUCAAUCUUUCCCAUCUUGGAACAGGGUUUUUAACUUCUAUCUGCCACAGCCUUGAUGAGUACCACCAAUGUCCAGAGAAGUGUCAGCAAGACUGACAGUUAGGAGCUAUAGCUCCUGAAUAUUGAGAAGGCAACUAAUGAGUGAAAAUAUGUGUUAACUCCCUCCACUCCCACCUUUCCCUACGUGCUUGGAAUUGAAAGAGAAAGCCCAUUAUUUAAAAAACUAAAGGAGCUCUCUUCAUAGGAUCAUUUUAUUCUAUUAUUUUGCCAGAUGGAGAAAAUCCUGACAAAGCAGCGCUAAGCUUCUCAGCCUGUGGCUUUUUAAUACCGAGGGAUAAAACUAUUUGGCCUCUACUCCAUUGCCUCUGAGAACUAAAAAUAAAUUAGAGCCAUAAAGAGGGCUCAUUAACAGAGCGUGAUUUUGCCAUUGGUUGUAAAACUGUUAGAUAGCUCUCACUGAAGUGAGGCCCUGAGCCAAGCAGCAGCCUCCUUGCUUUCUGGCAUUCUCCAAGUCACUUCACUCUUCCAUCACGUUUCCUUCUCUGAUUUCCCAGUUCUCUGGGGCAGUUUAUUUUUGACAACAACUCUCUGCUAAAAAAGUAAAUCCAGGCUGAUUCUUUGCACAAUGCCACGGCUCUUCAGCAGCAUCCAUGGCAACGCUUUGGGAAAGGACCCGGUCCCAUGCUCUCAGCUUCCCACUGGCUCUGCUCACCCCAACCUGCCCUUCCCUGAGCCAUGGAUGCUCCAAGGAGUGGACAGUGACAGUGCUAAAGAGAUGGAUAAAAACUUGAAAAUUCCUUCCCCAGUUCUUAGAUAUGGCAAAUGUGCAGCUUUAUGUGUGUGUGAUUUAUUGCUAAGUUGACCAGGGAGAAAGCAGCAGCAUCUCACCCUUCUCAGAAGGGAUCACACUCUUAAACUGUGUUUUGCUUGAAGAAGAAGUGUCCGCAGGCGUUGAUAUGUGCCAUUAUUUGUGACCCUGGUUGACAGAAAAAAAAAGAAAAAAAAAAGUGUGUUACUGGCUUAAUUCUGGCUGUUGUUAAGUACCAUAAGAAAUUUUAGGAGGAAACUUAAGCAGAAGUCAAGCCAGUGCAAUUCACUUCCAUCCAAGCUCACCCAGGGGCAGCAAAUCAAAGUCAAAUCAAGUUUGAUAGCAGAGAUUGUAGAGUUGGAGCUGAACUUCCCUGAAGCUGCGAGGCACCUCAGAAGGCUCAGCGACACCCCCUGUGGUAUUGGCCUGAACUCAAACUUCUCAGAGCUCAUAUCUGAAAAUGAGGCCAUGGCUUACCUGACACGCAUUCGUUUGUCAGGCUGCAUGAGUGCUUACAGAGGACACGAAGACUUGCAUUUGCUUGGCUGAUGGUUUUGUUUCAUUUUAUGUUCUUCCACAUUUCCCAGACGGAGGAAAUUGCAGUCACUGAGAGAGGAAUCCAUCGCUGUGCUCUAAGCCAACCCAGGGGCUGUGUGCUACCCCAGAAUGAGCUCUCCUCUUCUAAAGAUCCCACCUGGAUCCACACCACUGGCCUUCAGCCAUGCGCCCACCUGGUUCUGUGCUCCUCUUACACACACAGAUUCCUCUCGAGAGCAAACAGCAUUCUUGAGGAGCCUCAGCUGUUGCUCUUAAAUGAAUCUGCUCUUUUUCAGAAUGUUAGUCUUCAUAGUUCAAUAUUAGAAGCAAUUUAUUUUCAAGCACUCUAUCCCAAGGUUAAAGGGAGAAAGGGGCUAACUGGCAUAAAUAACCAUUUAAAAAGCAGAGUUAGUGAGGAGGCUCACUAAGUUUUGGGGACCUCUGGCUGAUGCAUCUCCUAAAAGUGGAAGUGAUGCAGCGCGUGUUGGGUGUGAGGAGUGAGGGAAAGCCUCACAGCAAAGGCAGCUUCUGUAGGAGGAAGAGCUGUAGAAAACAAAUUCUGACAAGCAACCCUUGUGACAGCAUGGGUUGCACUCCGUGACCUCAAAACUCCUUUUAAUGGUGACUGUAGGACUACUAGAAGAAAACAUGAUAAACUGUGAGGAAUCAGAGUCUUGGAAAAGUGUUUUGGCUGAGUCUAUUCUGCAGCAGUGCCCCCACCCAGAUGAGCUCAUGUUUAAAAAUCCCCAGUGACCAUUUUCAAAAUGGAUUUGGAGAGCUUGAAGGUUUGGGGUGGGUGAGAGUAGAGACCAAAGCAGAAUGGCACAGCAUGUUCUGAAGUUCAAAUGGCUUCAAGGAGAGUGAAAGCCCAGAGUUCCUGGCACACAAUUCCUGCAAUGGGGCCAGAGAGCCUUCAUCCCCUCUGCACUCAGCAUUGCCUCUGGGCUGCAAGGGCUGCUCACAGGCAGCGGCUACUCUCCUCUGUUGCAAGAUGAGGAUGUGUACACCAUGAGUAAAUCCAUCAUAUUUUCCUGAGAUGCCAUAUCCUGCAGGUAUUAGCACACCAUUUCCCUUCAACUACAUCCACAGCAUCUAAAUUUAGGAUUACCAUUUCCCUAUACAGCCGGCUUGAAGCAAGAACUUUCAGGAGGUGAGUCAGAGCACCCAAAUUAGCUGCCUAUAUUAAACACUGUCAGCUGGUGACUGAGUCUUCACUGAGUCCACUAAGCCCUGGCACUCAUCAGCUCCAGUCAAGGCAACAGAAUUCAAAGAUUGUUUAAUCUGUGGCCUGAUCACUUAUGGGCACUUCCUACAGCUUCCUAUUGAGUGCACCGAGGCUGUGAGACUCCUGGAAAGCCUGUGGCUCUCCAGCAGAGGACAACUGUACAAACACCAAUGCCAGCUGGGAAAGUUGUUGGAUGUGUGCAUGCAAAGAAGACUUUCCCACUUGGGUCGUUUCAUUCCCAGCACUGCAUAUUGCUUGGACUCAUGCAGAGCUGAUAGGGGGAGAACAACAUCUUGUAAUUAAGCACCAAUUCAGUACUAAGAGUUCACAAGGAAAUUUUUAUUAAAUAGUUUGUUGGUUUUUUUUUUUUCAUUCUUUUAGUUUUAUGAAUCUCCGUGGGUUUUUUUUGUUUGUUUGUUUGUUUUAUUCUGCUUCUUCUUCUUUGCUUCUAUUUGUCAUUCUUAUAAAAAAAUGAAUGGAGAAAAAGAAAUAUAAAGGAGAAAAAAAGAAAAGAAGCCACAUAAAUGUGAAGAAUCUGUAUAAAACCCAGUUUGAAGGGCCAAAUGAGCUCUACUGAUGCUCCGACUCCAAGGAAGUGAGUGAGCUUUCACAUAAGCAACCAUCUGAAAAGAAAUAUUUCUAAAGCUUAUGCUUAAGAGGAAGAAUAAGUUUCAUGUUUAAAAAUGAGAACAUGUGAUUUGUUUAUACUUUAUAUGAAUGUAAUUUCAGGGGCUUCAGCUGAGUUCCUCAAGCUUGACAGUGGUAGAAGAGCAGAACUUCUGCCUUUGGCAAGCAGAUAGUGUGCAGAAUAUCAGAACCUUUAUAUGUAAAGGGUAUUUUUUCAUAUAUAAGCCUGUGUUGUGAGACAGUGCUUUGGGGGCUUUAGCAAUAGACACAUGUCAAAGUAAUUGUAUUGUGUCAAAUAAAAAAUGUUAAUUAUUCCGGUUUAAAUAUUGAGGUGGGGGUGGGGAGGCAGUGUUUUCCUGAAUAAACACA
Molecule: messenger RNA, 6359 nt
Organism: Meleagris gallopavo (turkey)
Lineage: Eukaryota; Metazoa; Chordata; Aves; Galliformes; Phasianidae
Gene: TNFSF8
Product: TNF superfamily member 8
Biological process (GO): CD8-positive, alpha-beta T cell differentiation; immune response
Cellular component (GO): membrane
Molecular function (GO): tumor necrosis factor receptor binding
Source: RefSeq, a predicted model, not a curated record